Messenger RNA from Culex quinquefasciatus (southern house mosquito), 1537 nucleotides. RefSeq lists its product as uncharacterized. The transcript is spliced from 2 exons. Bases 94 to 1482 code for a protein of 462 amino acids. The record is from RefSeq and is a predicted model, not a curated record. Lineage: Eukaryota; Metazoa; Arthropoda; Insecta; Diptera; Culicidae.
AGAUAAGCACGUAAUAAUCCAAUUUGUAGGCCGUUGACGCAAGCUGCGCCGUGACCCCGUCAGUAACUUGACGAGUUUUGACGAAUCAGCACGAUGGGUGAGGAAGCUCCGGUAUCGGUUGGCGAGGAAGUUGAAGCGGUUCCUGCGGAACCGAGACAGGAAGAGGUUAAGGUAGCUGCUACAUCAGCGGUACCAGUGGUAGAGUCCGGCACGAAGGAGCUUCCCCAGUACAUGCACGAUGCCGUGGCUCGGAUUGCGCCGGAGCAGGGAUUUACCCCAGGUCAGUUCAAGAUAGACUUUGAGGUAGGUUCCGGCAAGGGGGACGGAUUCGUGGGGGAGAUGUUCCGCGCUCGGAUUACCGAGGGUGCACGGGAGUUGGUGGUGCUGUGCAAGAUCCCGCCGAUCAACGAGGCGCGGAGGCAGCAGUUUGGUUCGAUGGUGAUCUUCGAACGCGAGGUGGAAGCGUACUCCAAGUUGCUACCGGCGAUGUACGAGUUCCAGCGGGAGAAGGGCGUCACGGAGGAGUUGGAUGUCGGAUUCUUCAACGCUCCCAAGUGCUACCUGUCGUACUGGGACGGUCCGAAGGAGGAGUCCGCGAUCUUGAUGGACGAUCUGCGACUUCGAGGUUACCGGAUGUGGAACAAGAUGAUACCGGUGAACUACGAGCACGCCAGGCUGUUGAUGGUUCAGCUGGGAAGACUGCAUGCCGUGUCGUUCGCCAUGAAGGAUCAACGUCCUGAAGUUUUUGAGCAGUUCAAGCUUCCGGAUCCGAUGACACGCAUGAUGCUAGAGGGUGAAUCCGGUGCAGUGUUCGUUGGUAUGAUGAACAUGUCCAUGGAUCGCGCGAUAGGUCUGCUUCAGCCGGAGGAGGAGAAACUUCGUCAGAAGCUGCUGAAAGCGAAGGACAGCAUGUUUGAUGAUUUGAAGAAUCUUACCAGUCCAGCUCAGUGUGAACCGUACGCCAUUCUCGGACAUGGCGAUUGCUGGGUCAACAACUUCAUCUACUCGUACAAGAACGGAGUCCCCACGGAGAUCGUCCUGCUCGACUGGCAGAUCUGCCGGUACGUAUCCCCGGCCCUGGACCUGCUCUACUUUAUCUUCGGCUGCACCGACGGCGAGUUCCGCCGCAAGCAUUACGACGAGAUGAUCCGGCUGUACCACCGGUCGCUGACGGAGCUACUGGAGAAGCUGGGCGGUGACCCGACCCGCCAAUUCCCGUACACGGCACUGCUGCGCCAGCUCAAGCAGCACGGCAAGUUCGGCCUGUUCAUGGCGAUCUUCAUGGUGCCGAUGCUGUGCGUGGACAACGCGGACCUGCCGGACAUGGACGCGCAGGCGGAAAAGUACAAGGAGACCAAGGAGAGCGGCGGAAUGGAAGAACUGGACAACGAGUGGAUGCAGAUGAUGACCAAGUCGGAGGACAAGUACCGCAAGCGGAUGGGCGACGUGCUGCGGGAUUUGGCCAGGUUUGGUUACAUCUGAGUAAGAUUAUUUGUUGAUAUUUGUUGGAAAUAAAGGUCAGGGUUUGACGCACGAA